AUGGGGGGAUUUUUGUGGUCAUCAUCGGCGUUCGAUUCGAAGUCUGGCCAAAUGAUACUGAUUGUACUUUUGGUAAUGAUUGCUUCUUUUUACACGGGCACUCUCUUCGGCCGCAACUCUCCCAUUUAUGUCCCACAGCAACAACAACAACUUGCCCCCUCCAAUUCUUCAUCAUUCUCUGGUAUUACUCUAUUUACAAACAAAAUUACUCUUUCUUACAGAAAAGCACCACUUACAAUCCCUGAAACUGGGAUGAACAUAUGUCCGUUGACUUUCAAUGAGUAUAUCCCUUGCCAUGAUGUUUCUUACGUGAAAGAACUGCUGCCUAAGUUAGAUCUUUCCAAGAGAGAAGAUCUGGAGAGGCAUUGCCCUCCACUUGAAAGGAAGUUGUUUUGCUUGGUACCACCACCAGGUGAUUAUAAGCUACCAAUAAGAUGGCCAACCAGUCGGGACUAUGUUUGGCGAAGCAAUGUGAAUCAUACUCGUCUUGCUGAGGUAAAGGGAGGACAAAAUUGGGUACAUGAGAAGAAUGAACUGUGGUGGUUUCCAGGUGGUGGUACUCAUUUUAAGCAUGGAGCUUCUGAGUACAUUGAGAGGUUAGGAAACAUGACAACUAAUGAGAGAGGUGAUUUGCGUUCCGUUGGAGUAUUUCAAGUUCUGGAUGUUGGUUGUGGGGUUGCCAGCUUCUCUGCUUAUCUUCUUCCCUUGAAUAUACAAACUAUGUCAUUUGCUCCCAAAGACGGUCAUGAAAAUCAAAUUCAGUUUGCUUUGGAGCGAGGAAUUGGUGCAAUGAUUUCGGCUUUAGCCACAAAACAGUUGUCAUAUCCGAGCAGCUCUUUUGAAAUGGUCCACUGUUCAAGGUGUCGUGUUGAUUGGCAUGAAAAUGAUGGUAUUCUACUCAAAGAGGUGAAUCGUCUACUGCGGUCCAACGGAUAUUUUGUCUACUCAGCUCCACCUGCUUACAGAAAGGAUAAAGAUUUUCCAGUAAUCUGGGAUAAGUUGAUGAACCUGACUACUGGAAUGUGCUGGAAACUUAUUGCGCGGAAAAUUCAGACUGCUAUCUGGAUUAAGCAAGAAAAUGACACAUGCCUCCUGCACAAUGCAGACAAGAAGCUUGUAGAUAUUUGUGACUCUGUUGAUGAUUCCAAAGCAUCCUGGAAAACAGCGCUGAGGAACUGUAUAACACUAAGUAGUGCAAGAUCAAAAUCUCAAAAACUCCCUCCUAGGCCACACCGUCUUUCUGUGUAUUCUGAAAGUCUCAAAAGCAUAGGCAUCAAUCAAGAAGAAUUUUUAUCAGAUACCAUCUUUUGGCAAGAUCAAGUUCGCCACUACUGGAGAUUGAUGAAGGCUGACGAGACAGAAAUACGAAAUGUCAUGGACAUGAAUGCCCUUUUUGGUGGAUUUGCAGUUUCUUUGAGUACGUGGCCUGUUUGGGUGAUGAACAUAGUUCCUAUAAGCUUGAAUAAUACCUUGUCUGCUAUUUUUGACCGGGGUCUGAUCGGUGCUUUUCAUGACUGGUGUGAGCCAUUCUCAACUUAUCCACGUUCAUAUGAUCUGUUGCAUGCCUACCAUCUUUUCUCUCACCAUAAAUACGCUGGCGAAGGUUGCUUACUUGAGGAUAUCAUGUUGGAGAUGGACCGUAUUAUCCGCCCUCAGGUAAACAAUAUGGGUUAA
Molecule: messenger RNA, 1674 nt
Organism: Ilex paraguariensis (yerba mate)
Lineage: Eukaryota; Viridiplantae; Streptophyta; Magnoliopsida; Aquifoliales; Aquifoliaceae
Source: the annotation of a GenBank genome assembly